Closterium sp. Naga37s-1 is the source of this 1416-nucleotide messenger RNA. The record is from the annotation of a GenBank genome assembly. Lineage: Eukaryota; Viridiplantae; Streptophyta; Zygnematophyceae; Desmidiales; Closteriaceae.
GAGCUGGGAAUACUGGAGGCGUCGAGGGAUCUGUCAUCCUCGCAGGAGAGCAAGCCCACAACUCCGCGCAGCGAGGUGAGGAGGGCGCCGAGGCAGCGGGAGCUGCUGCUGCCACAACGCAAGUCAGCUCGCAUGGCCGCCAAGGGGGACCGACCAAGAUACGUUGAGGAGGUCGAAGUCAAGCCACUGGCUCGCCCAAGGCAAGCGGGCCGCCGUGUGAGCCGCGAGGCAGAGUAUCACCGCCGCGUGCCAGCCUCACCAGAGGCAGAGGAAAAGGCGCUGAGAGCAGCCCUCUCUCUGGCUGACGCUCUGAAGGCGGAUGGGGCGGCUGCGCGGCAAGGAAAGGAUAAGGGAAAGAUGGGAGAAGGACGGAGAGGAAAGGGAGAAGGGUUGGCGAUGGUGAAGGCGAUGGUGCGAUCUCACGUGCACGGCUGCUUCUGGCUGGGCCUGAACAGAAGCUUCUGCACAGCACACCUCCCUCGCAGCAUAGCCACUCUCACUCUCAAAGUCGACCCCCCACAAGGCACUGCGGAUCCCAAGGAUAGCACCGGAGUUGAUUCCUCUCAAGGCACUACAGAUUUGAAAGACAGUGCUCAACUCGAUCCCUCUCAAGGCACCAGCGAGGUGACUUUUGAUUCGACUCAAAAGUCACCUGAUUUUAAGAGCAGCAGUGGAGGUGGGGAUUCCUCUCAAGGCACUAGCGGCGAUUCAAAAGACAGCACCGGAAAAAAGGGAGAUGGGGACGGGGAGGGAAACAGGAGAGACGUGAAGGCAGACCGAAAACGGGCGAGGGGCGGAAAGCAGGGGUCGCAAGAGGGGGAUUCGGAGGAGGGGGGGUUGCAGCAGCUGCUGGGGGAGAGGAGGGCGGUGAUGGGAGGGGUGUAUGCGGUGGGGGAGGGCGAGUGGCGUGCCACCUACCUGCCGCACAAGACGGGGUUGAGUGGCGGGUGGCGGGGGUUUGCAAUGGAUCAGGAGCUUGAUGCGGGCGAUGCCGUGGUGUUUGAGAAGAUGGGCCCACACACACUCAAGGUAUGUAUGUGGGUGCAGUGCGGUGAAGGUGUAUACGUUCAAGGUCAGGCGGGGUUGGGUUGGGAUAUGAUGGGGUGGAGGGGGUUUGCUAUGGAUCAGGAGCUGGAUGCGGGCGAUGCCGUAGUGUUUGAGAAGAUGGACCCGCACACGCUCAAGGAAUUGGAUGCGGGCGACGCGGUGGUGUUUGAGAAGAUGGAUCGAGACACUCUUAAGCGGGGGUUUGCUAUGGAUCAAGAGCUGGAUGCGGGCGAUGCCGUAGUGUUUGAGAAGAUGGACCCGCACACGCUCAAGGUUCACAUCUUCAGAGCAGCAGACUUCGAAGAGGAGGCACAGGAGAUCAAGUCGGAGGGCAGGCCCGCCAGUACUAAGAGGAGAAUGAAGGCAUAA